AUGUCUUUACCAAAUAUCGAUAUAAUUGAGAGUCUUAUUGAGAAGAAAAAUCUUUCUCAACAGACUUGUGAACCUCCAAUCGAUAUAAGCUCGUUCAACUUUACCGACUAUGAUUACCAACGAACCCAUGGAAUUUUCAGAGAUUUCAACCUCAAAGAAUAUUGCAAAAUUUUCUUUUCUCUUUUCGUCAUUUUGAUAUCAGUUAUUGGUAAUAUUGGAGUUUUGUUUUCAUCAACUUUUAAUCGUUCCAUUCGUCACACUAUACACAUUUAUCUAUCGAAUCUGGCCAUUGCCGACCUUUUCAUUUCCAUAUUUUGCAUGACUGUUUUCCUAAUCAAUAACCUAACGGACCCAUUGUUCAUUCUCGGACCAAUUGUGUGCAAGCUUAAUGCAUUCGUGCAAA
This is a messenger RNA of Tetranychus urticae (two-spotted spider mite), 403 nucleotides long. The record is from RefSeq and is a predicted model, not a curated record. Lineage: Eukaryota; Metazoa; Arthropoda; Arachnida; Trombidiformes; Tetranychidae.